Messenger RNA from Leptopilina boulardi, 1792 nucleotides. RefSeq lists its product as uncharacterized. The transcript has 4 exons. Bases 242 to 1417 code for a protein of 391 amino acids. The record is from RefSeq and is a predicted model, not a curated record. NCBI's taxonomy places the organism in Eukaryota, Metazoa, Arthropoda, Insecta, Hymenoptera, Figitidae.
UUUAUAGAUACCUAGUUGCAAACAGUGACUUCAGUGUUACUUUGAAUGCUCAAGCUUACACUUCCAGGUAAUGAAAUAGAAAAUAGUUUCAAUGUCAUGCUAUAUCACGAUAUUAAAAGACAAUAAUAACGUGAGAAAAUUAAAUCGUACGACAUAACAUAUAAACUUGAUCUUGAAAGUAUAGAUAAAACAUCCAAUUACGUAACAAAGCGGAAAAACGUACUUAUAUAAUUAUUUAUUGAUGACGGCAAUUGACAUGGACGAGUCAUUCUUUGAGAAAAUUUUACAAACACAUGAAAAGAAUAAUAAAAUAAAAGUCUUGGAAGUAAGCCAAAAUUUAGCCACUGCUAAAGGUGAUAAUUAUUUAAGCAAUAUUUACAGAGUCAUUGUAAAAUACAAUAAAGACAAUGGAAAAUUUAAAGCAAAUGAAGAAAUUAGUUUAAUUGUUAAAUCAAAAACUGAUAAAUUUGUAUUUGGAGAAAUAAGUACAAGUCACUUUUUUAAAAAUGAAAUAUAUGUUUUUGAAAAAUUACUUCCAAAAAUUGAAAAAUAUAUUGGCUGCUCAAUUGCACCAUUUCAUUAUCUUUCAAAUGAAAAUGAACAAUAUAUAAUUAUGGAAGACCUUGGAAGAGAAGGAUAUGCAAUGGGAAAUAAACUCAAAGGUGUUUCUUAUGAACAUUGUCUCAAAAUUAUUGAAAAAGUAGCGAAAUUUCAUGCUGGAUCUGUUGCCCUUUAUGAAAAAGAACCAAAUUUACUGGAAAAUUUCGAUAGUAUCUCUAAUCAUCAACAAUUGGCAGAUGAUUACUUUAAUUUUGUGAAAAAUUCUCUAAUCAAUUUAAGUGACAAUAUUGAAAAGAUGUGGAAGGACAAAGAAUACCAGAUUAUCGCGUCAAAAUUAAGGAAUUUAAUUGACCAAAUAAAGGAUAAAUUAAUUGCAGCCUUUAAACAUGAUGCUGAUGAAUUCUGCGUAUUAAAUCAUGGUGACUUGUGGGUGAAUAACGUGAUGCUUAAAAAUAAUAAAGAUGGCAAACCAAGUGAUGUAAUCUUAGUUGAUUAUCAGAUAGUAUCUUACACAUCGCCAGCGAUUGAUGUACAACACUUUUUGGCAAUGUGUCCAGAAUUUGAAUUAAAGGGAGUAAAAGAUGAAGAAUUUUUAGAGAUUUAUUUAACAAUAUUGACAAAAACAAUGAAAAAAAUAGGUUGCAAAACAAAUGCUCCAACGAUGGAACAACUUAAAAGUUCCAUUUAUAAGCGAAGAAUUUAUUCAAUUUUAACUGGAUUGAUCUACACACCAGGCAUAUUAACAAAUAAAAUUGAUGAAACUACACUCGAUUUAAACGUCUUUGAUGUACCUGCAGCAGUGGAAACAGUAGAAAAAAUGUCAAAACUUUAUUUACAUAAAGGAUAUUUUGACUAGAAAUUUUAUUAUUAUAGGAUCAUUGAAUUUUUAAUAGAAUAUAAUUUUUUAAUAAUUUAUGCAAAUUUUAAAUAAUAUAUAAAUUAAUGAAAAGAUUCCAUUUUUAUACAUUGUUAACUAAUUUUGAGUAACAAAUCAAAUAUCGAUAUAUUAAUAUAUUUUAUAAUAAAUUAGUAGUAAAAAAUUAUUAUUCAUAAAUUUAACAUUUUUUUGUUGUUGUUUUAUUAAUGAAUUUUAAUGAUAUGUUGACAUUGUGAUAUUAUGUAAUUUAUUGUUCCAAAGCUAAUUAAAUAGAUGCACUAUUAUUAACUGAUAUCAAAUCUUGAUCUAAUCAGAUGAAUAAUUGCAAAAUAAAAAGUCCUAAAUUGAUUUAUG